GCCUGGAAAAGAAAAAAACUUUUUGUGUAGAAGGAUUCAACAACCGCCAUCUUGUCGUGGACAAGAGUUGGGAUUUGGGCGAACAUAAUAAUAGUUAUAUGGACGAUAGGGAUUCCGACAGGGUCUGUAUAGCUUCGUGGUGAAAGAUAGAAAAGAGCUGGUGAAUUUCGGGGGUCGUUCUGAUGGAUGGGCUUAAAAUGUGGCCGAUUUGGUCUCUUGGAAAGCCCCGUAUAUUUGAUUUCCCCCUUUACCAAGCGUUGCUUCUUACUAUCUCGCUCAUUUUGUCAUGUCCAGUAUGUACUGCGCUGGAUUUGUAAAAACUGCACAUGUAGACGAUCAUUUUCGCUGAAUGUUCAUUUGGCUAUAGUUGGAAAUAGGUAUCGAGGCUAUUUAUUUUUACUCGGAAAUUAUCAUUAAAAAAAAAAAAAAAAAAACGAUGACGUAAGGCGUUGAUUAAAGACUUGAUUCUGUUCAUCGCCCUAAAAAAAUAACGACCGAAACAUUUCGGUGGCUAAAUAAGAAUAAUUAUGAAGGUACUUGAUGGUGAAUAUGGAAGUGGCGAAGCGGGGCGCUGUUUCUUGUCUGGAGACAUUUUCAUCUUAUCCAUAUUGCUCGCUAAUGCUACUAACUUUUAUUUUUUGCCAGAAAACUAUGAUUUAAUCUGCAAACUCAAAACAUAAAUACAUACCCCAUCCUUAUCUCCAAGCCACACUACAACAAAACUCCUAGUCAUAAUGGCUGAUAACAUCAUGGAUAUGGGACCUUCCAGUGCUAAACGUCCAAAGCUCAGUUCACCUGCUCUGUCUGCAUCCGACGGCCCAGAUUUGGGCUCCUUGUUUGACUUGGAAAACGAUCUCCCAGAUGAGCUGAUCCCCAAUGGUGAUGCGGUCUUGCCAUCUAUGACCACUCAUGGUGAAGGAGUUGCAGGAAGAAUGAGUGCCAUCAUGCCUGAUGCUGCCACCAAGCACCAGCAGCUUUCACAGCUUCUGCAGUCAGUCACUGGGGGGCCUGUUAUGGGCAGGCAGUUAAGCACACUCUGCAAGAGCCCCCUGGGCCAGGCCUCACCAAGUCAGAAAACCAUUGGCACAGCAAGUGUCCCCAGCAACAGUGGAAGCCCAGGCAUGAGCAUCAACACUGGCUUUAACCAGACUGUGCUGAACAGUGGGCAAAGCCAUGGGCUCAUGGGCCAAAAGAUGGCACAGCAGGGACAAAUGCUGAAUGGCAUUUUAGGGCCAGCAGGGCGAGGCCGGGUGGCACCAGGCAUGCAGUACCAGGGCCAGACAAUGCAGGGAGCACCAGUGGUAGGAGGUGUCACAUCAGGGGUUAAAGGGGUCAGCAUGGCUAGCAGUGUGCUGGCAGAGACACUGACCCAAGUGGCAACACAAAUGAGUGUACACAAAUCUAUCAGCCCUCAGCAUGCAGGAAACAUGAAUAAGGUGGGUUUGGUGGGCACUAAUGGUCAUUUUGGGCAACAGUAUGCACAGAGUUCAGUGCAGCAGAUCACCAGUGCUGGUGUUAAUGCACAGCUCCAGAAUAAGGCAGCACUUUCAAACAGCCUCCCACCCACACUAAAGCCAUCAUCCAGUGUACAGAACCCGCUCAAUCAGCAAGUGCCUGCUGCAAGUAUGAUGCCAGGCCAGGGGGCUCCUGCAGCUCCCACAGCCGAUCCAGAGAAGCGAAAACUAAUCCAGCAGCAGCUGGUUUUGCUGCUGCAUGCUCACAAAUGCCAGCGCCGGGAACAAGCCAGUGACGAGGUGCGUUCCUGUACGCUGCCCCACUGCCGCACUAUGAAGAAUGUCCUAAAUCAUAUGACCCACUGUCAGGCUGGCAAAUCCUGCCAAGUGGCACAUUGUGCAUCCUCUAGGCAAAUAAUUUCUCACUGGAAAAACUGUACUCGGCACGACUGUCCUGUGUGUCUGCCCCUGAAGACUGCCAGUGAUAAGAGAAACCAGCAGCCCAUGCUGAAUCCAACUAAUGCUGCUAUGCAAGCACCUAUAGGAGCUGUGGGCACUAGUAAGCCAACUGCUCCUAUUAUCAGCAGCGGCACUAAUAUAGACCCAAGCUCUAUGCAGAGAGCCUAUGCAGCUCUUGGCCUUCCGUAUGGAAACCAGUGUGCCACCCAAACGCCGGCACAGACACAGCCACAUCAGCAGCAGCUUUGUACCAUUAACUCUCUAGGCACUAACCAGAUGAACUUGGGAGGUAAUGGUAUAAGCAUUCCCACUUCUGAUCAGAUGAGUCUUCACACUGACUCACCCCUCCCCUCAUCCCUCAACAACAAACAGCUGAUGUCCAAUGGCUGUGAAAUGAGUGGAUUGGUGAAUCUGUCAUCAACAACAGCGCCCUCUAUGCCUGGCAUAAAAAAGGCCUGGCAUGAACAUGUCACGCAGGAUCUGCGUAACCACCUAGUGCACAAACUAGUUCAAGCCAUAUUUCCCACCCCAGACCCUGCAGCACUAAAGGACAGACGAAUGGAAAACUUGGUUGCUUAUGCUCGAAAGGUGGAGGGUGACAUGUAUGAGUCUGCCAACAGCAGGGAUGAGUAUUACCACUUCCUAGCUGAGAAGAUUUACAAGAUUCAAAAGGAGCUGGAAGAAAAAAGAAAAUCAAGGCUUCCCAAAGAACCUUUGUUGGGCACUCCAGGGUUACAACAGGCUGGCAUUCCACAGCUUAAUUCCAUAGGAUUUGCACAACCCACCCAGCCGGCAAAUGAAUCUGUGCCUUUGUCCAGUGUGACAAAUCAAAUAGUAAACCACAUGAAAGUUACUCAAGGAAUGAAUCAAUUCAAUUCAAUGGUGAUGCAAAAUAUGCCGAUGUCCCAGUCUACAGUAGGAUCCCGAGCAGCUUCCCCCAUGAAUCACCAGCCUCAAAUGAACAAAGGCUCUGUUUCUCCGAUGGUACGGUCUCCUUCAAGGAUGAUGCAAGCUCAGGGCAUCAUUGGAGGCCAUGCAAACAGCAUAGUGAGCCAGACCCACAACCAAAAUCAGUUCAUGAACCAGGCACAUUUUCCAACUUCUGCAGGGUGUGUAAAUGUGAACUUUGCUCAUCAAGCAGGAACGGCCAGUGGUACACAGCCUGAUCAGCAGAACUCUAAUCUCUCCUUGAAUUUUCUGGGCUCCCUGGCAUCACAGCCUGCUAUGUGCUCCACCCCUCCACCUCCCACCUCCACUCCUGUAGGCCCUAGCCUACAGCACAUGACUCAGCCCUCCACAACUGUGUCUGCUGGAAACCAAGCCACAACUGCCCACAUACCCCAUGUACCAUCAGGCCUUUGCUCUUCACCCAAACCUUCACAGUUGCUUCCACCUCUGUCCCAGCCAGAGUCCCUUAUGCUGACUCAACAGCCACAUUCUGAGCAAGCACAGCACCCUGCCACUCCGCUUGAUCGGACAGGAGUAAACAUGGGUGACAGUGUCCCCACACCUGCAUCUGUGGCUGAAACACACUCUCAAACAGAUUUUGCUAGUGCAGUAUGCAAAGCAGAGCCAAAAGAGGACAAACCAGAUCAUGAAAAUGACAAGAAGCCACCAGAACAAAAAACAGAGUGGAGUGAAAAAACAAGCUUGAAGCACCAUUUGCAGACAACUCAUCCUGAAAUUCAUGAAAAAGAUAAAGGUGUAAAAUCAGUACCUGUUAAGAAGGAAGGGCCAGAGAAUGUAGCACCUAAGGAGGAGCCAAUGGAAACAGAGGAGAAAAAAAUGGAGGUAAAGAUAGAAGCCAAACAGGAGGAAAAUGGAGAUACUAUUUGUACAGCUCCAUCCACUCAGUCUUCACAGACGUUCAAGAAGUUUUUUAAGCCAGAAGAGUUGAGACAGGCUUUGAUGCCCACAUUGGAAUCACUGUACAGGCAAGAUCCUGAAUCUCUGCCCUUUCGCCAGCCUGUGGACCCGAUAUUGCUCGGCAUUCCGGAUUACUUUGACAUUGUGAAGAAUCCUAUUGACCUUUCAACAAUUAAGCGGAAGUUAGACACCGGGCAGUACCUGGAGCCUUGGCAAUAUGUGGAUGACAUCUGGCUCAUGUUCAACAAUGCCUGGCUUUAUAACCGCAAAACAUCAAGGGUUUACAAGUACUGCUCCAAACUAGCUGAAGUGUUUGAGCAGGAAAUCGACCCAGUUAUGCAGGGCUUGGGUUAUUGCUGUGGGAGAAAGUACGAUUUUUCACCUCAAACACUUUGCUGCUAUGGCAAACAGCUGUGCACUAUCUCCAGAGAUGGAACAUACUACAGCUAUCAAAACAGGUAUCACUUCUGCGAAAAGUGCUUCAACGAGAUUCAGGGCGAGAGCAUCACCCUGGGUGAUGACCCUGCACAACCUCAGACUAUGAUAUCUAAAGAUCAGUUUGAAAAGAAGAAAAAUGACAUGUUGGACCCUGAGCCGUUUGUUGAAUGUAAAGACUGUGGGCGUAAGAUGCAUCAGAUCUGUGUCUUACACUAUGAUGUCAUCUGGCCAUCAGGAUUUUUUUGUGACAACUGCCUUAAAAAGUCGGGGAAAAGCAAAAAAGAAAACAGGUUUUCUGCUAAAAGAUUACAGAUUACAAGGCUUGGUACGUACAUAGAGCAUCGUGUAAAUAAGUACUUGAAGAGGCAGAACCAUCCUGAUGCUGGGGAAGUGUUUGUGCGGGUUGUGGCGAGCUCAGACAAGAUGGCUGAUGUGAAACCUGGAAUGAAAUCUAGGUUUGUUGAGUCAGGGGAGAUGGCAGAAAACUUUCCAUACAGAACCAAAGCACUUUUUGCAUUCGAAGAGAUAGAUGGAGUAGAUGUGUGUUUCUUUGGCAUGCAUGUCCAGGAAUAUGGAUCUGAUUGUCCCUUCCCUAACACCAGACGUGUGUAUAUAUCAUACCUUGACAGUAUCCACUUCUUCAAACCUCGUAUGCUAAGAACUGGUGUCUACCAUGAAAUCUUGAUUGGUUAUCUUGAAUAUGUCAAGAAACUUGGGUAUGUGACAGGUCAUAUCUGGGCCUGCCCACCAAGUGAAGGAGAUGACUAUAUAUUUCACAGUCACCCUUCUGAUCAGAAGAUACCCAAACCCAAAAGACUUCAGGAGUGGUACCGCAAAAUGCUGGACAAAGCCUUUGCCGAAAGAAUAAUUCAUGACUAUAAAGACAUCUUUAAACAGGCUACAGAGGAUCGAAUUAAAAGUGCCUAUGAGCUGCCUUAUUUUGAGGGAGAUUUUUGGCCCAAUGUUUUGGAGGAAAGCAUCAAGGAGCUGGCGCAAGAGGAGGAGGAAAGGAAGAAGGAGGAGAGUACAGCUUCCUCUGAGACAGUAGAGGGGACCCAAGCUGAUAGUAAAAAUGGAAAAAAGAAGAACAACAAGAAGACUAACAAAAACAAGAGCAGCGUGAGCCGAGCCAACAAGAAGAAGCCUGGAAUGCCAAAUGUAGCAAAUGAUCUGUCCCAGAAGCUCUAUGCAACUAUGGAGAAGCACAAGGAGGUUUUCUUUGUAAUCCACCUCCAUGCUGGUCCUGUGAUCAACACACUGCCCCCCAUCAUGGACCCUGAUCCCUUACUUAUCUGUGAUCUGAUGGAUGGUCGAGAUGCCUUUCUUACGCUGGCACGGGACAAGCAUUGGGAGUUCAGCUCCUUGCGCCAUUGCAAGUGGAGCACUAUGUGUAUGCUGGUAGAGUUGCAUAAUCAGGGCCAGGACCGUUUUGUCUACACAUGCAAUGAGUGCAAGCACCAUGUAGAGACACGUUGGCACUGCACUGUCUGUGAGGACUUUGACCUAUGCAUUAAUUGCUACAAUUCGAAUGGUCAUGAGCAUCCAAUGGUGAAAUGGGGCCUUGGCCUUGAUGAUGACAGCAACAACCAGAAUAGUGAGGCUUCCAAGAGUCCGCAGGAAAGCAGGCGUCUGAGCAUUCAGCGUUGUAUCCAAUCUCUGGUACAUGCUUGCCAGUGUCGAAACGCUAACUGCUCACUGCCAUCUUGCCAAAAAAUGAAGCGGGUGGUACAACACACAAAAGGCUGUAAGCGCAAGACAAAUGGGGGCUGCCCCGUGUGCAAACAGCUCAUUGCGUUGUGCUGCUACCAUGCCAAGCACUGCCCAGAAAAUAAGUGUCCUGUUCCCUUCUGCCUCAAUAUCAAGCACAAGCUGCGCCAGCAACAGCUCCAGCAGCGAUUACAACAGGCUCAGUUGAUGAGGCGGCGCAUGGCACUCAUGCAGGGCCGGACCAUGCAAAAGCCCCUGCCUUCCCCUAACUCAGGAGCUCCUGGGACACCAAACUCUCAGCAGCAGCAGCCUAGUACACCACAGACACCUCAGCCAUUACCAAACCAGCCCCAAUCAUCAAAUCAGAACAUGACCACUGUGCCACAAGCCUUAGACAACAAUGGACGCAGCAGUCAGCCACCUACACCAGGCUCCCAGGGCAAACAAGGUGCUCAAUCCUCACCCUCACAACAACCAUUUUCCCUGCCCAUGCCACAGCCACCAACACCACAACACCAUAUGGCACUAGCUGCCUUGCAGGUUGUACGAAGGAUAGAGAUGACAAGCAUGCCAAAGCAGCAGCAGGCAGAUUUAAGGGUCAACCUGAAUGGCAUGUCCAUGACCCAGUCUCGCAUAGUGGCACCCAUGCAGAUAAUGAGCCACAGAGGUCCUCAACCUCUACAGGGAAUGCAGUCUGGACCAUGGGGUGCUGGUAAGCAAGGCCCCAUGCAGAAUCCACAGGCCCCUCAACCACAGCAGAUGCCAACACAACAGGCCAAUGUGGUACCUCAACAACCUCAGUUAACACCUUCAUCUCAACAGCCUACAUUGAUGCAGCGGGCUAUUAUCCAGCAACAGCAACCACGGCCCAUACAGGGUGUCAUGCCACUUCAGCCAGUGCCUCCUCAAGCCCCACAGCAAAAUCAAAUGAUCCAAAAAGGUACAGGCAGCAUUGCACCAGGUGCCCUCCAGGAGUUGUUGUGCAAAUUGAAGUCACCGCAUUCACCUCAACAACAGCAGCAGGUCCUCAACAUUCUCAAGUUAAACCCUCACUUAAUGGCUGCAUUUAUCAAACAACGAACAGCAAAAUAUCAGGCCAGUCAACCCCGGCAAUCCCUGCCACAGCUGCAGCAGAGCCCACAAGCUAUGAUCAGAGUCCAGUCAGGGUUUCAGAAUAUGGCUGCUAUGCAGAAUCCUCCACUGAUGAGACCAGGAAUGCAGUCUCAGCAAGCUGCUGCAUCUCAGGGUAUGGGCACUCUAGGGCCACAGGGACAACUCAUGAAUGCUACACACAACAGCAACCAGCAGCUUUAUCGCCGACAACUAAUGCACCAAAUGCAACAGCAGCAGCAAGGGACCUUGACUCCUGCCCAAGGGGGGUUUUCCCAAUCUCAAGGUGCAGCUAACUACUCGCAAAUACGCAUGAAGCAGCAAUUGACUAUGCAGGGAGGUAAUAUUCCCAUGAUGCCUGGUAUGAGCCAACCUGGAAUGAGCAUGGACCCAACCCAGAAUAUGAUGCAACAGCUUAUGUCGCCACAACAGCUUCCACAGCAAAUGCUAAAACAGCAAAUAGGAUCACCACCUCAAGCCACCUCUAUGAGCCCUCAGCCCCAUAUGCUCCCAGUACAGCAGCAAGGCUCACAUUUACCUGGACAGGCCAUAUUGAAUGCACUGGGCAACCAAGUUAGAUCACCUGCACCUGUGCAGUCACCCCAUCCUCCUUUGCAGCAGCCCCAACAUUCCAGUCCAUCCCCACGCAUGCAGCUUCAACCCUCUCCCCAGCAUGCUUCAAUGCACUCCAGCUCCCCCCGCCCCGCACUUGCUGGGGUAAUGACAGGCUCCAUGGAACAGGGCUAUCUAUGUACCCCAGAGCAGAGCACAAUGCUCUCUCAGCUUAACACACCAAACCAUAGAGGGCUGAACAAUGAGUUGAUCAUGGUGGGAGAUACCACUGGAGACACUUUAGAGAAGUUUGUGGAAGGAUUAUAGCAAUGAGAGACGAUAGAGAGGUGUUGUUUUCAUACCGAUUGUAUUGAUAUCUCAGACAAAGAAUGUGAAUGGUUUACAUGCCAACCAAUGGACUGCUUUUCUAUUGAUGGUUAUAUGUGGAUAUAUCAAUCACUUAUCCUUUUUUUUUUAUUUUUAUUUUUAUUUUUUUUUUUUUUAUAUAUAAGUCAAGGCAGCAACUGAAUUGAUUUAGCCUAUUGUACUGUUUUGUUUACUUUUUCCCCCAGGUCAUGUAUUGCCAUUUAUUACUGAAGACUGUUUCGAAAUUUCAGAUGCAUUUUUGUGUUUAUAAGUUAUGAUUACUUGCUGAUGUUUAUUCAUAUAUGCUAGAUUGUAAACAUGCCUUUGAAAAUGCACCAUGUUUUUCUCCAAACUAAGGUGCUUGUAUAAACAGACUGGUGUUUAUUUGUACAGAAAUGAUCUCUUCUACAAAAUGUGAGAAGUUGUAAUUUCGCUUAUUUUUAAGGUGCUUAAAUAUGUAAUUUAUUGUCCUGCAUUGCAUAUGUUUCAAGGUAUAGAACAUUGCUUGGUCCCUUCUUCUGAUGGUCAGUGGGAAAAAAAAUCCCUUUUGGAGUAAGGUUCAGGGUCACUAAUUUCUGUAUGUGAGGCUUUUCUCUAAUGAAACUUGAAUUGAGUAAGGAAAAUUCUUCUAUGUAAAUCAUGCUGAUUGAGAUGCUGUAUAUAUGAGGAAUUAAACAAAUUGAGAAAGUUGUAAAUACUGAUUAAAAGAACUUGUUUCAUACUUCUAUAACUUAUUGUUAAAUAAACUGUGCAACAGUCAA
This is a messenger RNA of Silurus meridionalis, 8713 nucleotides long. RefSeq names its product CREB binding protein b (gene crebbpb). The transcript has 32 exons. Gene Ontology annotation, cellular component: transcription regulator complex; histone acetyltransferase complex; nucleus. Gene Ontology annotation, biological process: positive regulation of transcription by RNA polymerase II. NCBI's taxonomy places the organism in Eukaryota, Metazoa, Chordata, Actinopteri, Siluriformes, Siluridae. The record is from RefSeq and is a predicted model, not a curated record. Gene Ontology annotation, molecular function: protein binding; histone acetyltransferase activity; chromatin DNA binding. The coding region runs from base 735 to 7913 and encodes 2392 amino acids.